Penicillium expansum is the source of this 3828-nucleotide messenger RNA. RefSeq names its product Phosphotransferase KptA/Tpt1. Bases 1 to 3828 code for a protein of 1275 amino acids. Gene Ontology annotation, molecular function: transferase activity; protein binding. The transcript has 6 exons. Gene Ontology annotation, biological process: positive regulation of TORC1 signaling. Gene Ontology annotation, cellular component: cytoplasm. The record is from RefSeq and is a predicted model, not a curated record. Lineage: Eukaryota; Fungi; Ascomycota; Eurotiomycetes; Eurotiales; Aspergillaceae.
AUGGAGUCUGCCAUUCGCUGGUCCCCGACCUCGUCGGCCACUGAACAACGCUUCCUGUCAGUCGACGUCACGGGGAAAUCAUUUCGUCUGUGUAGGGUGACUGGUUUUGAUGGCAAGUAUCUGCGCCAUGAAGUGCUCUCUACCCUGACCAAUGUGCCUGGAUUCCGCGCAUUCGACUGGUCUAGUUCAAAUGAGAACCUGAUCGCUGUGGGCCAGUCCUCUGGCGAGGCCACCAUCCUACGCCUCGAUGGGGAUGCCAAGGAGUCUCUUUCAUUCCCAGUUCGCAACCAAAGGUACUGCAAUGCAGUUGCGUUUAGUACACACGGUCUUGUGGCAUCGGGCCUAGAUCGCGUUCGGAACGACUUUUGCCUGAACAUUUGGGAUGUCAACCAACGACUUAGUCCUGCUGGUGGAAGUAGGGGAUUUACCGAGCCCUUGCGGAAGCUCGCCAGCUCAGAGCCUAUUACCAGUAUCAAGUUUUUCCGAGACCAGCCUGAUACGAUUGUAACUGGCGUCAAAGGCCAGUUUGUUCGGAUCUAUGAUCUAAGAGAGGGACUUGGCAACCCAUCAUUACAAUUUCCCACUCGAUGUGUCCACAAUCUGGCCAUUGAUUGGCUGGAUGAGAACUAUAUCGCAUCUUGCAUUCCAUCAAACGAAAGCACCAUCUGCGUGUGGGACCGUCGCGUUGGAUCUCGACUGACAUCUCCCUCAAUGGGCUCUUCUGCUAGCGCCCAAGAAUCAGGUUACGCGACGCCUGCUUUGGAACUUAAAAAUGUUUUCCACCCGAAGUCCUCCAUCUGGAGCUUGCGCUUUUCAAGGACGAACCGAGGCAGUCUCUCUGCGCUGUCUAGCAGCGGUCAUUUCAAGAAUUACGAUAUUGCCAAAGACUACUUGCCGGAGGAGUAUCGCUCUUCGAUAGACGAGACUCUUGGUCAGGGAUCUUCCAGAAAUUACCCGGAAUCGGUAUACACUAAGCACGUGCGGGACGUAUGCGUACCAUUUGAUAAUCCGACUCGUGGCUGCAAAGAAAAAGACCGGGUUGUUUCAUUCGAUUCCCUGAGUCUUAGCUUGUCUCCUCAACCAAGUGCCAUCGCACUCGACGGUAAUGGACGGCCCCAAAUUAUCACCGCGCGACCGCCGUGCGCACCAAUUGAUCUAUCUUCACGGAGUGUAUUGGCCUGUGGCAUCUCAUCGAAUGAGUCAGAUGUGCGAUCGAUUCACCCACUGUCUGAGCACAUUUCGCCCAUCUCGGACCUGAUCGGGACCAUUAGAUCACGCGUCUGCUCGACCUCGCAAGAACAUGGGACAAACUCAAAUGGUGAACUGUUCGUGUCAAAAGGUCUUGAUUCCGAGCCUGUCCCAAGUCAUGAGAACCGAGAACGCGCAAUGGCUCUCGGGGUGAUGGGUGUCCCCCUCACUGCGAAAGAAGCGCUCACUCUAUGCACAAUCAACCAGUCCCGGUGCAAAGAGGGUUAUUUGUUCGAUGAGGCUCAAAAUAGAAAGGUAGCAUCUGAUGAUCAAGCUCUACAAGAUUUCUGGAACUGGAUUGAACGUGCGCGAACCGAGUCUUCUGGGACGUCAAUGGUUGUCAAUGGCUUGGACCUGAAUUAUCUAGGUGUGAGCAAUAUUUGGAAUAAUGACAUAUGCAAUGGUUUCGAAAAACGUUGUAUCAACGCUAAGAAGGCUGAUGCUAAAGCGGUUGCGGAUGCAGUGGAAACGUUGGCAAUUCAAUUGAACCUCCCCGAGACAACAGGCUGCGACACGGAUUUCCCCGAUCAUCGCCGACUCUGCCUUCGUCUCUGUGGUGCAACGCAAUCUUACAGUGAGCUGGAGGAGACUGUGAAAACUUUAUCAGGCGAAGACCAGCAUACCAAAGCUGCUGCACUGGCUGUCUUCCAAGAUGAGCCUAAGCUGGCCUACCUUGGGCUUCGAAGCAACAACCCCACCCAAGCUCAUAAAUUGCUGGCCAUGGCGAUCGCCGGUGCCUCCAAGGGGGACAAUGACACAGACUGGGAGGAGACAUGUGCGGAAAUCGCGAAGGAGCUCACAGAUCCGUACGCUCGGGCGAUCCUAGCCCUUGUGAGCAAAGGCGACUGGAAUGCAGUUAUCAAGGAAACCACACUACCUCUGAAGUAUCGCGUAGAGGUCGCGCUACGCUGGCUUCCAGAUGACGAACUAACCGAGUAUCUGAAGGAAGCCACAAGCCAAGCAAUUAGUCAAGGCGAUAUUGAAGGAGUGGUGCUCACGGGCUUGGGCCAUUUGGCCAUGGGUUUAUUCCAAUCGUAUAUUGGGAAAUUCAACGAUGUCCAAACUCCCGUGCUAGCAAUGAGCCAUACCGUGCCGCGGCUUGUCAGCAAUCAAAAACACGUUGUUCAGUUCGAGGCCUGGCGUGAGACCUACCGGCGACAAAUGAACUCCUGGAAACUCCAACUCGAGCGAGCCCGAUUCGACGUCGGCUCUCGUCGCUUCGCUGUAACUGCGGACGGUCGCAAACUCAUGCCGCCACCGCCGCAGCAAGUCAGCCUCACCUGUAACUACUGCACGAGUCCGCUCACCCAGCACGACGCUUCCUCCCAUGUCUCCCCAUCUAGCAAGAGUGCCGAAAAUGUUCAUCCCACCGCCGGGAACCCACUGGCACCCACUGUCAUGUCUGGGACUGUGUGUCCGCGGUGUGGUCGACAUAUGCCGCGCUGCGGUGUCUGCACGUUGUGGCUGGGUUCGCCAGACCCAAUGUCACGCGCUAGUAUUGCUGCUGACGCCGAGGCGGGUUCUCGCAAGCCUACUGAGACUGAGGUGAUGCGGCGGUUUGUGGUGUUUUGUAUCCAUUGCAACCAUGGAUUCCAUGCAAAUCAUGCGAGUGACUGGUUCAAGCGGCAUAAGAUUUGUCCCGUGGCAGAGUCGGAGAAGGAAGGGCUGAAGAUGAACGCACAGGGUUAUGCGAGCGUGCCAGACGUGUUAAAUUGGAGGAAACUCAAAUCGCUAAAAGUCACCUUCCCCGAGAUUCUCCACGCCGUCGACUCCUCCGAUAAAAAGCGCUUCGCCCUCCUCCACAUUCCCUCCGCACAGCCCACCAAAUCCACAACCCAAGCAACAACAACACCAGUAACAUCCCCCAAUGCAGAGCACGAUGCCGCUACCAUCGUGGGCGAAGACCAGCCCGCGACAUCCGUCCUGGACUCUGCACCCGCCACGAGCGAGGCCCAACAAACAGCCACCGAUCAAGCAUUAUCCGUGAAAGAUACCGACCCGUCGAACUUUUUGAUUCGCGCGACUCAAGGCCACAGCAUCAAGACCGUAGAUGCUGCCUCUUUCCUUGAGCCACUUUCUUUGUCCGAUGAAUCGAAACUACCCGAUACCGUCGUCCACGGCACGUUCCACGCGACCUGGCCUGCGAUUCUACAAUCCGGAGGACUACGCUGCAUGGGACGGAAUCACAUUCACUUCGCUACUGGCCCAUCAUUAGAAUCGGUGCUUGCUGUCCACACUGAUGAUGCCGCGCAGGGUAAAUCGAAGCCCGACGACUCACGCGUCAUCUCGGGUAUGCGGCGCGAUGCACAGGUUUUGAUUUAUAUCGAUGUGCGCAAAGCGCUGCAAGCUGGGGUACCGUUCUGGCGCAGUGAGAACGGGGUCAUUCUUAGUGAGGGCAUACCUGUCGAGAAGAGUGAGCAAACUGAAAAAGGCGAGGUGCAGAAGUUUGUCGCGCUGGACUUUUUCAAAGUGGUUGUGGAGCGCAAGGCUGGGCUGGGUAAGCUCUGGGAGAACGGGGAGGUUCUGCAGGAACUUCCGGAGACUCUCACGAAGAAAGGGAACCCCAAGGCCCGGCGAUGA